Molecule: messenger RNA, 919 nt
Organism: Lepus europaeus (European hare)
Lineage: Eukaryota; Metazoa; Chordata; Mammalia; Lagomorpha; Leporidae
Gene: PSMC3IP
Product: PSMC3 interacting protein
Exons: 8
Coding region: 54-707 (217 amino acids)
Biological process (GO): homologous chromosome pairing at meiosis; meiotic joint molecule formation; meiotic strand invasion involved in reciprocal meiotic recombination
Cellular component (GO): condensed nuclear chromosome; DNA recombinase auxiliary factor complex
Molecular function (GO): double-stranded DNA binding; recombinase activator activity
Source: RefSeq, a predicted model, not a curated record
CCGUCGCCCGGAGCAACUGCGACGUCCGGCUUUGAGUGUGGCGGCGGGAAACCAUGAGUAAAGGCCGGGCAGAAGCGGCGGCGGGAGCCCCCGCGAUCCUCCUGAGGUACCUGCAGGAGCAGAACCGGCCCUACAGCGCCCAGGACGUGUUCGGGAACCUGCAGCGGGAGCACGGGCUGGGCAAGGCGGCGGUGGUGAAGGCGCUGGAGCAGCUGGCGCAGCAGGGCAAGAUCAGGGAGAAGGCGUACGGCAAGCAGAAGAUCUACUUCGCGGACCAGGCCCAGUUGGACACCGUGAGUGACGCUGACCUCCAAGGCCUGGACGCCAAAAUCGUGGCCCUGACAGCGAAGGUGCAGAGCUUGCAACAGAGCUGCCGCCACAUGGAAGCUGAGCUGAAGGACUUAUCGAGUGCCCUGACCACGCCGGAGAUGCAGAAGGAGAUCCGGGAGUUGCAGGAGGAGUGUGCGGGCUACCGAGAGAGGCUGCAGAACAUCAAAGCAGCCGCCAACCACGUGACUCCGGAGGAGAAAGAGGAGGUCUACAAGGAGAGACAGAAGUACUGCAAGGAGUGGAGGAAGCGGAAGCGCAUGGCAACAGAGCUGUCCGAUGCGAUCCUGGAAGGAUACCCCAAGAGCAAGAAGCAGUUCUUUGAGGAAGUUGGGAUAGAGACAGACGAAGACCAUGACGUCAAGCUCCCAGACCCCUGAGGGCCUCCCCCAGGCCUGAGGACAGGCAAUGAAAGCUGGGCUGGAACGGCUGCCUUCUUCAGCUUGGCCUUUGUUGUUCCCCACCGUGAGCAAAGCAGCCCGGAGGAAGGCACCAGUGUACUGGGUGGAGGGCGUGGACGGUCACGCCCAUGUCACUGACGUUUAAGACCCAACAGUGCUAAAGGAAAGCAUUUGGCAAUAUUUAUUGUAAU